AUGCUGGACUACGGAGAGUUCGUGCCGGACGCCCUGCUGGAAUCCGCAGAGCCUGUGAUGAGCAGCCUUGGCAGGAAGAUGGACUUUGUCCCUGUCACGGAUGAGGGCUUCUACGGGCAAGAGGACUGCGCCGCCCACGUCCUCGGCGGUCGAAACGCCCACAUAGAGACCUACGCUUACCUGCAGCUCACCUACGCGGACAUGGAGCUCUUGGACAACGUGUAUUUCAUGACGGCGCAGAUCUACGAAGGAAACCUCGCGUUCUUCUACCGGAAGCACACGCCGUGGCGCCGCGUGCUUGACAAGGGUCUCCAGCGCCUGGUAGAGGCGGGCUUCGUGGCGCACUGGCAGAAUGGCCUCCUCGAGCAGUACACGCGGGCGGGGAAGGCUGAUAGAGGCUCGAGUCCGCAACCACUAGCUCUUGGCCAUCUCCAGGGCGUGUUCUUCAUCUAUGCCCUGGGUCUGGCCAUCGCCUUCCUCAUCUUCCUCGUCGAAUCCGGCCUGAUCGCGCGGAAGGAGCAUAAAGCAAUCUAAUAUCCCGAAGCUAGUGUAUAUUAAACAAGGUUAUGUUAAUCUAUCUC
Messenger RNA from Penaeus chinensis, 581 nucleotides. RefSeq lists its product as uncharacterized. The transcript has 2 exons. The record is from RefSeq and is a predicted model, not a curated record. The coding region runs from base 1 to 534 and encodes 177 amino acids. NCBI's taxonomy places the organism in Eukaryota, Metazoa, Arthropoda, Malacostraca, Decapoda, Penaeidae.